AUGUCUUUGAGUGGUAUAGUAUCAAUACUCUUAGAAUUGCUAGGCUUAUACUAAGAUGGAAAAAGAGACGAAAAAGAAAAGUAAUCUCACUCUUUAUUUUAGGGAUUUUGAAAUGCAUGUUCUAAAGGAUUUAGAAUAUCUGGCAUCUACCCUUGAUACAAUAUCAAAUAUAGCCUUCAUUUUCUUGUUUUUGACCAUCUUUAAUUGUGUUAAACAUAGAUAACAUUAAAACAGAUAGGAUGGUUAUAGAAUAAUCCCUUAUAAUGAAGUAUGA
Molecule: messenger RNA, 274 nt
Organism: Paramecium octaurelia
Lineage: Eukaryota; Ciliophora; Oligohymenophorea; Peniculida; Parameciidae
Source: the annotation of a GenBank genome assembly